Molecule: messenger RNA, 447 nt
Organism: Solanum lycopersicum (tomato)
Lineage: Eukaryota; Viridiplantae; Streptophyta; Magnoliopsida; Solanales; Solanaceae
Product: auxin-responsive protein SAUR68-like
Biological process (GO): response to auxin
Source: RefSeq, a predicted model, not a curated record
AUGGCAAUAAUCAGUACUAAGAAACUCAUCAAAAUGGUUAAGAAAUGGCAGAAGUUUGCAGCCACGCAGAGGAAGAGGAUUUCAUUUCCAAGAAAUAGUAGUGAUGCAGAUAGUUGCAGUACAUCCACAUCCUCUAUUGUUGAAAAAGGCCAUUUUGUAUUAUAUACAGUCGAUCAAGUACGCUUCGUGAUUCCCUUGGCUUAUCUUGAAUAUGAGUCCAUUCAGCAACUUUUAAACAUGUCCGAAGAAGAAUUUGGGCUGCCGACUGGUGGUCCUAUUACAUUACCUUGUGAUUCAGCCUUCAUGGACUACAUCAUUUCGCUAGUUAAAAAAUGUGUAACUGCAGGAGAUCUUCACAAAGCGUUGCUCCUCUCAAUUCCUUCAUGUUGCUAUUCAACUUCAUAUUCACACCUAGAAAGUGGAAACAAACUACUUCUUGUUUGUUGA